UUUAUCACUAUACACAGCCAUUCAUGUGUACUAUGCAAAGCAGAAAGGCAGUCAAGUAUUACCUGUGAAGUGGAGCUGAACGGCAGUAGAGGAGCAGAAAUCACACAUCAAACACCUCUGCACCUGAGCUAAGAGGAGGAAGACAUACAAAACGAAGGUGUUUCAGCUGCUCUUCGGCUGAUUUGAAGAUGGGGAUAAUUGACGAUGUUAAAGACACCGUGUCAAAGGCAGUGUUUACUCCUUCCACGCUGUUAUCUGGCCGAGGUGGGCUGCACAUGGCUCAGAUCAUUCUGUCUCUGGUCACAUUUGUCCUGGCUGCCUUCAGAGGAGGAAGCAGCCAUACUUACUGGAACUAUGCUAUGUUCACCUGGGCCUUCUGUCCCAUCAUGACCCUCAUCAUCACCAUCAUUGAGAUGUUAAAGCUCGAUAUCAUACUCAAUAUGUUUUGCAUGGACUGGGGAGACUUCGCCACAGGGAUGGCCAUGUCAUCAACGCUCAUGACCGUAUCUGUUGCUAUCACCUAUGCCAACUUCUACGCCUGCCUGAAAUGCCUGUAUGGCUGGAUAGUGACUAUAUUUGCUUUCUUGUGUGGCCUCGUCUACACACUUGAAGUGGUAAAGGACAAAUUCCUGGACAAGAAGAAAGGGAGCUACCUCGCUGCUAUGCCUGGAUUCUGGAAGGUUUUGGAGGCCUUUGUGAGCUGCAUGAUUUUUAUAUCACUGACGGGUUACAGAGACAGACCAGUUCUGAUAUUAUGUGUUAUAGCAUACGCUAUUCCUUUCCCAAUCCUCCCCAUAAUCAUAGCCACAAACAUCCUCAAGAAACUGAAGAAGUGUUUGCCCUUUAACCUGGACAGGUUUGUGUUUAUAUUUCUGGUGAUCUCUGUUGUGCUGUAUAUAUUUGCUGCUAUCAUGUGGCCCAUUUUUAUGUUCAGAAACAACCCACGUCCCAGUGAAUGUCCUCCCAGCUUCUGUAUCUGGGCCAUACAGUUCAUGGUUGCCUUUUUUACCUACGUGAAUCUCAUUCUUUUCACAGUGGAUCUAAUUUUUACCCUACUUGGUAUCUGCGGUUUUAAAAGCACAUGAAUUUUAUAGAACCUCCAGAAUUAAAAUGCACUUGUACUUCAAGUCUUUUUUGACACAUGCAAAUUAGUGAACUGUAGGCUUAAUGCUUAACAUGUCUUCCCAUAGCAUUACAAAAAUGUGUGCAUAAGUUAACUUUCCUUAUUAAUUAGAGGGUUUCUAGUUAUAAUAAUGCUUUUAAUGCUGCUGAACUUACAUGUUUACGUCUUCCUUCGGUGCCUGAGCACAAGGUAACUGGUCAUUUGGAAAACCUGAUGCCUGUCAAGAUCAGACGGAACACACAAGUGGCAAAAAGGUCAAAUAUCAGUCAUAAUGAUGCUGAGAAGAGAGGAAAAGUUUUCCAGUUUUAUUCUCUCAUAUUUUCUACUUCUAUAUAGAUUUUUUUUUAAUCCAAGAAUUCCAAUAUUAAUCUGCCAUGUAUUGUACUGCCAAGUUGAUUAAUGAGUCGUUGCUAAGUUUACUGGAUGAUGUAUAAUUAUAAUUAUAUGUAUAAUUGAAAUAUGAACUGCAUAUUUCUGCCAGUGAAUAGACCUAA
This is a messenger RNA of Scatophagus argus, 1617 nucleotides long. RefSeq names its product myeloid-associated differentiation marker-like protein 2. Gene Ontology annotation, cellular component: membrane. The transcript has a single exon. Lineage: Eukaryota; Metazoa; Chordata; Actinopteri; Scatophagidae. The record is from RefSeq and is a predicted model, not a curated record. Bases 189 to 1085 code for a protein of 298 amino acids.